CAGCGGGCGGGCGGCUCGCACCAAGAUGGCGGCGCCGCUGGACGAGUAUGAGAAAGAAGCGGGCUGCGUCCCCAUCCUGCAUCCCGAGGAAAUAAAGCCUCAAAGCCAUUACAACCAUGGAUACAGUGAAUCUCUUGGACGAAAAAGCCACAUUGAUGAUUACAGCACUUGGGACAUUGUCAAAGCCACACAGUAUGGAAUAUAUGAACGAUGUAGAGAGUUGGUGGAAGCAGGUUAUGAUGUGCGACAACCAGAUAAAGAAAAUGUGACACUUCUCCACUGGGCUGCAAUCAACAACAGGAUAGAUCUGGUGAAAUACUAUAUAUCAAAAGGUGCAAUCGUCGAUCAGCUUGGAGGAGAUUUAAAUUCUACCCCACUCCACUGGGCAACAAGGCAGGGUCACUUAUCCAUGGUUGUACAGCUGAUGAAAUAUGGGGCAGAUCCGUCGCUAAUAGAUGGAGAAGGAUGUAGCUGUAUUCAUUUGGCUGCCCAGUUUGGACAUACUUCAAUUGUUGCUUACCUGAUAGCAAAGGGACAGGAUGUAGAUAUGAUGGAUCAAAAUGGAAUGACACCUCUAAUGUGGGCAGCUUACAGAACACAUAGUGUGGAUCCAACCCGAUUACUACUUACGUUUAAUGUUUCUGUUAAUCUUGGAGACAAGUAUCACAAGAACACAGCGUUGCACUGGGCUGUUCUAGCAGGAAAUACUACAGUUAUUAGUCUUCUGUUAGAAGCUGGAGCUAAUGUUGAUGCUCAGAAUAUAAAGGGAGAAUCACCACUUGAUCUAGCAAAACAGAGGAAAAACGUUUGGAUGAUCAAUCACCUACAGGAAGCAAGGCAGGCUAAGGGAUAUGACAGUCCAUCCUUUCUGAGGAAACUUAAAGCUGAUAAGGAAUUCCGUCAGAAGGUGAUGCUGGGGACUCCUUUCCUAGUUAUUUGGCUUGUUGGGUUCAUAGCAGACCUAGACAUUGAUUCUUGGCUCAUUAAAGGGCUGAUGUACGGUGGUGUUUGGGCUAUGGUGCAGUUUCUUUCAAAGUCAUUCUUUGAUCACUCCAUGCACAGUGCAUUGCCUCUUGGAAUAUACUUGGCAACAAAAUUCUGGAUGUAUGUGACGUGGUUCUUCUGGUUUUGGAAUGAUCUCAAUUUUUUUUUCAUCCAUCUUCCAUUCCUUGCUAAUAGCGUUGCACUUUUCUACAAUUUUGGAAAAUCCUGGAAAUCUGAUCCAGGAAUCAUCAAAGCCACAGAAGAACAAAAGAAAAAGACAAUAGUAGAACUUGCAGAGACAGGAAGUCUGGACCUUAGUAUAUUCUGCAGUACCUGCUUGAUACGGAAGCCAGUGAGGUCUAAACACUGUGGUGUAUGCAAUCGAUGUAUAGCAAAGUUUGAUCACCACUGCCCAUGGGUGGGCAAUUGUGUAGGAGCAGGGAAUCAUCGCUAUUUUAUGGGAUACUUGUUCUUCCUGCUGUUUAUGAUCUGCUGGAUGAUUUAUGGAUGCAUCUCUUACUGGGGUUUCCACUGUGAGACAAGUUAUGCAAAGGAUGGAUUUUGGACCUAUAUUACACAGAUCGCUACCUGUUCUCCUUGGAUGUUUUGGAUGUUUCUAAACAGUGUUUUUCACUUCAUGUGGGUGGCUGUGUUACUCAUGUGUCAGAUGUAUCAGAUAUCUUGCUUAGGAAUCACUACAAAUGAAAGAAUGAAUGCAAGACGAUACAAGCACUUUAAAGUUACAACCACAUCUAUUGAAAGCCCAUUCAACCAUGGUUGUAUAAGGAACAUUAUAGACUUCUUUGAAUUCAGAUGCUGUGGUCUUUUUCGGCCUGUUAUCGUGGACUGGACGAGGCAGUAUACGAUUGAAUACGACCAAACGUCAGGAUCAGGCUACCAGCUGGUGUAGCACCACCUUCAUCCUGUGAGCAUAUCAUAUCUGAGUGGUGCCUGAAAUUUUUCUUUCUCUCUCUCUCGAAACCACAUCCCUUGAAGAGUAGCAUGCUAUGUGUAGGGCUGGUGAUGAAUCUUAAGGUACCUUCUCUUCAUCAGAAUUUUAUUAACAAAAGUAAAAAUGGACAGAAUAAACUGCCAAACCUGAUAAGGAAGAGGAGGAAGAUCAAAAAGGGAUUUUAACAGUUCUUAACAUGAGAAUUAUUCGCAACAGCAUAUUCACAGUAUUUGUUGCUGGUUUUUUUAUUUAAGAUCUUUCACAGUGGAGCAUGACAUUAUUGAAGUAUUGACAUAAGUAGUUAUGUUGUGCUGAGCAGAAAAAUUCAUUUCCCAAUAUGAAUAAUUCCACUGAAAUGAGAAUCUAGAAUAUAAAGCUAAAUUUCAUGGCGCAAAGUUCACUGAUUGCUUUGGCGUAGUUCCUGUAAUGUGACUUUUUUUUUUUUGUUUUUAAUUACAGAUUUUCUGUAGUAUUAUGUACAUUGAAAAAUGUGCUUUUCAAUACUGUGAUAAACAUCACGUGGCGGGGAUCCCCUGUAAUGUUCAGUUAUAGCAGUAAUGCACAUCUGGUAAUGCUAAGAAAAAAAUACAUUGCCCACAUUUUUUGGUGAUUAUUAUUGUCACCGUUUACUGGUACAACUAAAUACUUGUGGAAGCCCUGUUCUGAGAUUGUAUAGUCUGAAAUAAAAGAUUGCACAAAUAAGGAAAGCUCUUCUGUCAAAGUUGAACCCGUGCUUAAAUGCAUGAUGCACCUGCAGAAGUAGGUUACACUAUAUAAUGUUCAAGAAACAAAAAAGUAGAAAAUCAUUAUCUUUGAAGUAAAUGGAUAAACGUUUCACAAACUAGCAGUGCUUCAGUACUGGCUUUGGUCCCCAGACAGCACAAUGUAAUGUGGCUGCAAAUGUGUUCGAAGAGUAGUUGCAUGGGGGAAACCAAAGAUGUGAAAACAAAAAUCUCAGUUAUAAAAAUAUAAAGUAAAAUAGUUUCAAAUCAGCUGCAAAUGCAGAAGAAGCCACAGUCAUCUGAAAUGAUUCUUUUGUACGGGCGUAAAAUAAUGGAAACCAAACUUUAAAAAGAAAAAAAAACAAAAACAAAAACAACAAAAAAAAGCAUA
Molecule: messenger RNA, 3049 nt
Organism: Centrocercus urophasianus (Greater sage-grouse)
Lineage: Eukaryota; Metazoa; Chordata; Aves; Galliformes; Phasianidae
Gene: ZDHHC17
Product: zinc finger DHHC-type palmitoyltransferase 17
Exons: 17
Coding region: 26-1894 (622 amino acids)
Biological process (GO): protein palmitoylation
Cellular component (GO): Golgi membrane
Molecular function (GO): protein binding; palmitoyltransferase activity
Source: RefSeq, a predicted model, not a curated record